Molecule: messenger RNA, 8350 nt
Organism: Myripristis murdjan (pinecone soldierfish)
Lineage: Eukaryota; Metazoa; Chordata; Actinopteri; Holocentriformes; Holocentridae
Gene: anapc1
Product: anaphase promoting complex subunit 1
Exons: 53
Coding region: 211-6162 (1983 amino acids)
Biological process (GO): anaphase-promoting complex-dependent catabolic process; protein K11-linked ubiquitination; metaphase/anaphase transition of mitotic cell cycle
Cellular component (GO): anaphase-promoting complex
Molecular function (GO): molecular adaptor activity
Source: RefSeq, a predicted model, not a curated record
GAGGAUGUCGGGACAGCUAAGAUGUCCGCGCACAUUUGAAAAGCGCCUGUAGCAAAACCUUCACUUUGGGACCUGAACCAAGUUUUUUAUAUGUUGGCAGCGGUGACUACGCGGUGCGCAAGCAAUAUUCACACGAAGCAAAGACAAGGACUCCGCGACAAGAGCCAGAUUAUUCCUUAUUAUCAGAAAUAAUGCUGAUAUCUGGAACUCAUGUCGGAAGUCGUGUAUGAAGAGACAGCCACGAUGAUUGCCGCAGGGGAAUUGCAGUCGUUUGUCCCGUUUGGCCGUGAGCACUGCAGGAACCAUCCCAACGCCUUCAACCUGCAGCUACGGGAGCUUCAGCCUGCCUCCGAGCUCUGGUCGUCGGAUGGUGCCGCUGGCCUGGUGGGUUCCCUCCAGGAAGUCACUCUGCAGGAGAGAGACAGGGAAUGCUGGCAGCUGAGGAAAGGCUGCGUGGGAGUUGGGGGGGAGGAGGUGGAGUUUGAAGAGGAGCUCUACACGGCAGGAAACAUGGUCGUGUGGAGCCAGGGCAGCCGCUCCCAGGCCUCCAGUGUAUACAAGGCCUUCACUGUGGACAGCCCAGUGCAGCAGGCCCUAUGGUGUAACUUUGCUGUUCCUCAGAACAAGAAAGCUGUGGAGGAGGAAAUGGAGCAGACAGUGUGUAUCGUCCAGAGUAGCUGUGUCAACGUCCACAGUACAACUGGGAAAGAUUUCAUAUCUCCGCUGCCCUUCCAGCUCUCUAACCUGUGGGCAACCAAGUUUGGACUUCUGUUGGAACGAAAAAACCCAGCCUCUGACGCACUGCUCAGUCCUCCAGGGGAACCUCUGCCCACAGUGUUCAGCAUGCUGCAUCCUCUGGACGAGAUAGCACCAGUAGUGUGUAAGCCUGCAGGUCUGUUCGAGGGCUCCCGUGUUCAGUAUGUGUCAGAUAGCACCAUGAAGAUAGUGUUCAGCUGCUGUCAGCCCUCCAUUGUUGUCUCAUAUGACACUGUGCAGGGAACACAUUCUGUCUGGGCCCUGCGCAAAGUCACACAUGAUGAGCGCUCUACAGUGCUGCGGUGCCCGGUAGAGCCGGUCGGCACUCCACUGGGUCUGAUGACUUCAGGCUUCUUGACUUCUCACCUCCGAAAUGUCUCACGUCUGGACUCCCCUGGUGGCAGUGGGGCAACUGGGCUUGGUCCGGGUACCGGUCCAAGUUGUGGUGGUGGCUGCGCCUCUCCUCUCCACUACAGCGCUCUGCACAGCCACCAGAACAGGAUCAUGACGUCAUCACCAGGACUCCACUCCCGGGUUCACUCCCCAAGUAUAUCCAACAUGGCUGCCCUCAGCCGUUCCCAUUCUCCUGGCAUGGCGGCCCCGUCCUUCUCGGGCGCAGCUCGUUUUAACACAUCUUUCCACACUCCGUCCCCUAGGGGGCACCACAGCUUGCUACUGUCUCCCAACAGUACCACCAACGAGUCUGUGCUGGUGCCCGAGAUGGAGCCCAUCAUACCCGAUCUAUGCAUGGAGCAGCUCUGGAGCGAGACGGCCACUGCCAGCUCUCACAGGGAGAUGAGCAGCCAGGCCUCUAAAGUGUUCCUGACUUCUGACCUCUGUGAGAAUCACUACCUCUGUUUCCUGGUGGAGUCUCACCAGCAGCUCAGAUGUGUUAAGUUUAUUGAGAGCAAUGAUACUUCGCAGCUCAUCUUUGCCUCUGUCACGAGCAUCCCUGCCAAAGACGCAGAGCCUUUGCAGAGUAUAGAUGCCAUGCUGGUGCUGGAGGCCAGUGGCAGUCUGGUUCUCUACACAGGAGUUACCAGGGUGAGCAAGGUGUUUGUCCCAGGGCUUCUGUCGCCCACUUUUAGUCUGUCCAACCAGCCCCCUCACCUCAGCACCCCGGUGGAGAAUAUCAGCACGCCGGCUAAUGCUGCCAGUCGGCACAUCCGCAGACUGGAUGAGGCUUCAAUGCCUUCUCCAGUGUCAGAGCUGAGGGGUCCAAACACUAAACACCACGAAGCUUCCUUUUUGGAGGACUACACCUUCCAACAGGCCACAUCUUACAUCCACGCGUUAAGGGAUCCUGUGUGUAAUCGGGUCACUCUGGAGCUAAGCAAUGGCACAAUGCUGAGGAUCUCCAUUCCAGAAAUUGCUACCUCGGAGCUGGUGAGGAAGUGCCUUCAGGCGAUUCGUUUCAUCCUUCCCAAGGAAGCUGCCAUGAAGGUUUUGGUGAAGUGGUAUAACAUCUACAACGCCCCUGGUGGUCCCAGUGCCCACGCUGAGUGGAACCUGUUUGUCACCUGUUUCAUGACGCUGAUGGGCUACAACACUGAGCGCCUGGCCUGGACACGCAAUCUCCAUUUUGAAGUGCCUCUCUCUCCAGUGAUUGCAGCCAAGAAGGCUCGUCCCUCUGACGGUGGUUCUGAUGAGGACUGGGAGUAUCUGUUGGGGUCCCACUAUCACCGUCAGAUGAUUUCUCAGCCUGUCUGUGGUCCAGUGGACUCCUACUCUGGCACUGCUGUCACUACAGAUACAGAGGUGCUCUCCUCUGUGUCUCCUCCCUCCAGUCCAUCUCUGAGGUUGGACAGCUCAGCUCCUCUCUUCCAUCACAUUCCUGCUCUCUUCUAUGUUCUCCAUCUGCUCUACCAGGAGCUGCAGCUGGAUGAACUGCAGAGAGCCGGGGCCUCAUCAUUGGUCUGUCUGCUGCAGCAACUGGCCAGGGACCUCCAGUUGGAGGAGUACGUGGACCUGUACUGGAGAGACUAUCCUUCAUUAAUCAGCAGCUUCACUGAGAGCUGCCUCAUGGACCAGGCCCAGAUUGGUCAGAUGCAGCGUCCGUCUUUCCUGAAGGCGGAGCCUCCCAGUAUGUUCAGCUGGCUCAGCAGCUGUCUUAGAGGGGAGGAAGUCCUGCCAUUCCCCUUCCUGCCGGGCAUCUGUCAGAGGACGAGGCUUCUGGUUCUGAGUUAUGCUCUCUAUAUUGUCGGAGAUGAGAACGCUACUUCGACUGACGUGUCAAAGUACCUGGCCAAGCUCUCUGCAGGUCAGAAGUCCUGUGCGAGUGAACCGGCCUAUAAAAGACAGAGCAGUGUGAAGUUUGAUUUGUCCAGUGAGAACCUGGCUGAGAAGCUUGUGGUCUGGCUCACCUCAGAAGGUUUUACCUUGAAGGACUUGGAGUCGGUUCCCUUUGGUGUGGCGCUGCCAAUCAGAGAGGCAAUCUACCGUUGUCGGGAGCAGCCAUGUUCUGAUUGGUCAGAGGAGGUUUGUCUGCUGAUUGGGCGUCAGGACCUGACCAGACAGGCCCACAAGAUGACCCUGGCCAAGGACAAAGCUUCUGUAAGUUCAGGCUUGUCUUUGGAGCCUCCCACCACCACAGAAGCAGAUGAGGAGGAGGAUGGGAUGUCAGACAUAAUCCAAGAGGUGACAGGACUGAUCUGGAGUCAGGACCUGCGGGUCCAUGAGGUCAGGAGGCUCCUCCAGAGCUCCAGGCCGGUUCGGGUCAGUGUUGUCCAGCUGCCAGAGGUUUCUGACCACGAGUACAUAGAGGAGAAAGAGAACAAACUUCUCCAGUUGUGUCAAAGGACCAUGGCUCUCCCAGUUGGGCGAGGCCUUUUCACUCUCUUCUCUUACCACCCCGUGCCGACUGAACCCUUACCUGUGCCAAAACUCAACCUGACAGGCCGCGCUCCCCCCAGGAACACCAUGGUAGAUCUCAACAGCGGGAACAUUGACGUUCCUCCCAACAUGACCAGCUGGUCCAGCUUCCACAACGGAGUGGCUGCAGGACUCAAAAUAGCCCCUGCCUCACAGGUGGAUUCUGCCUGGAUAGCCUACAACAAGCCAAAGAGCCCUGAGCUGGCUAAUGAAUAUGCAGGAUUCCUCAUGGCCCUCGGUCUCAAUGGACAUCUCACCAAGCUGGCCACACUCAACAUACAUGACUACCUCACCAAGGGCCAUGAGAUGACCAGUAUCGGGCUCCUGCUGGGUGUGGCUUCAGCCAAACUGGGCACCAUGGACAUGUCAAUCACCCGUCUGCUCAGUAUACACAUCCCCGCCCUGCUCCCGCCCACAUCUACUGAGCUGGACGUACCACACAACGUACAAGUUGCUGCUGUGGUAGGCAUUGGGCUUGUUUACCAGGGAACGGGACACAGACACAAUGCAGAAGUCCUGCUGGCUGAGAUAGGUCGACCUCCUGGUCCAGAGAUGGAGUACUGUACAGACAGAGAGUCCUACUCUCUAGCUGCUGGACUGGCUCUGGGCAUGGUGUGUCUGGGGCAUGGAAGUAACCUGAUUGGUAUGACAGACCUGAAUGUUCCAGAGCAGCUCUAUCAGUACAUGGUGGGGGGCCACCGCAGAGCCCAGGCUGGGGCUAAUCGGGAGAGACACAAGUCCCCCAGCUACCAGAUCAAGGAGGGUGACACCAUCAACGUGGAUGUGACGUGUCCAGGGGCCACGCUGGCCCUCGCAAUGAUCUACCUCAAGACCAAUAACAGGUCGAUCGCUGAUUGGCUGAAGGCUCCAGACACCAUGUUCCUGCUGGACUUCAUCAAACCUGAGUUUCUGCUGCUGAGGACUCUUGCGAGGUGUAUUAUCAUGUGGGAUGAGAUCCUGCCUAAUGCUGCAUGGGUCAGCAGUAAUUUACCACAGAUAAUCCAGGAGAAUAUCGGCAACGCAUCGGUUUCAGAGGACAUGAACCUGGAGACACUGGUCCAAGCCCACGACUACAUCAUUGCCGGGGCCUGUAUGGCGGUGGGCUUCCGCUUCGCUGGCUCUGCUAACUCAGACGCCUUCGACUGUCUUUACAAGUUUGCCAGGAGAUUCAUGAAGGGUCUGACCCCUGCUGCUGCUGCUGUGACGGGACAUUACAACCUGCACACCUGCCUGUCCAUGAUCCUGCUGUCUCUGUCCAUGGUGAUGGCCGGCUCAGGAAACCUGAAGGUGCUACAGCUAUGUCGAUUCCUGCACAAGCGAACCAGUGGCGAGAUGAUCUACGGCUUCCACAUGGCUCACCACAUGGCGCUGGGCCUGCUCUUCCUGGGUGGAGGGAGGUACACCCUGAGCACCUCCAAUUCAGCCAUCGCUGCCCUGCUGUGUGCCCUCUACCCCCACUUUCCUGCUCACAGUACUGACAACCGCUACCACCUCCAGGCCCUGCGGCACCUUGCAGUGCUGGCUGCUGAGCCACGCCUCCUUGUGCCAGUGGAUGUCGACUCCUUGAAGCCCUGCUACGCCCUCUUAGAAGUCACCUACAAGGAGACCCAGUGGUAUGAGGAGACCACGGUGGAACUGAUGGCUCCCACCAUGCUUCCUGAGCUCCACCUCCUCAAACGGGUCAAGGUGAAGGGGCCGCGGUACUGGGAACUGUCCAUCGACCUCAGCAAAGAAACGCAGCACCUGAAGUCCAUCCUGUCCAGAGACGGGGUGUUGUAUGUGAAGCUAAGGGCAGGCCAACUGCCUUACAAAGACGACCCACAGGGCUGGAAGAGCCUGCUGGCCUCCACUGUCAACCACCGAAACUCUGGAGUCAGAGCCUUCAAGCCUGAAGCCAUCUCCACCUUCACCUCAGAGCCAGCCCUGGUCUCCUUUGCUGAGUUCUUCUGUAAAGCCUCCGAUGGAAUGAAACACAGAGAGGACACUCUGACCUUGUUUUCCGCCAUGCUGUACGAGUGUGUGACCCAGGAGAGCCCAGAGAUGCUGCCCACAUACAUCGCAAUCGAACAGGCAGUGGGUGCUCUGCGCCGAAGUGACCUGCCCCAGACCUUCCCGCUGUGGCAGAUGCGUCUGGUGGUGGAGCUGUGGGACAGCAGGGUGCUGCGGGGCCCCACCAGCCGCAAUGGGGCCCUCCUCACCUCCGAGUUUCUGCCUGUCAUGAAGAACAUGAUGGAUGUUACACUGGACAACUGGCUUACAGACAACAGCUCAGUGCUGAGGUCCUACAUGAGGGGCGAGGCCCUCACUAAGGACACCCAGUCCACCAUGUUGGCCUGCUUCCUGGUGUACCGCUCCAUCCCCUGCCUCAGGAACACACACACACAGCUGGAGGGCUGCACCUCACUGGGGGACAUGCUGCUGCGCUGCAGCCACUUGGGCAUUCCUUUGCGAGACCUGAUGAGACUGGUCCCUGUGCUGCUGGGCUCUGCGUCUGGACCACAGACACUGCCUGGCCUCUCUCAGCACGUUUACUGACACCGCUGCUCAGCACAGGCCAGCUGGCAAGUAAAAGCCUCAGAGAUGCAGUCUCACACUGCUAGCAGAUAGAACUGAUCAUCCACAGUGCCUGAUCGCUAGCUGCAGCACUCGAGGGUUUGCAGCAGCAGGGGGGAACAAAUCCAGUACAGGAAUAGGAAUAGUUUGAAGAAGAAAAAAAAUCAUAUUUUGUUUUCUUUUCCGCCAGUAGAAGAGGGAAAAUGCUCUGGUUCAAAUUGCAGAUUGAAAGACUAGUGUGUUGUCUUACUAUUCAUUUGUAUUUCCACCAUUAACAAAGAACAGGCUGUAGCGGCGUUUAAAUACCAGUACCAGCUGCGGUAAAAUGGCACAAUGAAUGCAGGACAGGGACUUUUUUAAUGGCUGUCACUGCAGCAGAGCUUGUACUUGACUGUUGUGCUGGUGGGCAGAAGUCACCCAGAAGUUCAGCUGCUGCAAACCUUUUCUUCACCAGCCACAAAGGAAACUCUGCUCAGCAUCUCUUUGGUUGUAGAAAAUGAAUGGGUGACAGGUAAAUGCAUUGUAAGGCUUUAAACAUGGAAAUGUGUCAAGUUAAGCCUACAGGAUGGACACUGAUAUGACUACAAGGCAUGGAGGAGUUAAUGUGCACACGUCCAGACUCCUCAUCAGGUGCCUGAUGCCAAAGGCAAGACAAUAAAGUAGACGUUUGCCUGCACACUGGAUUAGUGCUGUGGCUUAUUCAGCAACAUUACACCAUAGGUAGUUUUAGCCAAGAACUCUGAUAAAUCCAAGAUGUUAGCCACAGUUGGUCUUGUGCUCGCUUUUGUUUUUCUUGUGUAUAUAUACAACUUUGAAUAAAACUCCUCAGAAAGUAAUCAUUCAGAGAAGGUUGAGACUGACAAGCUGCUGAAUAACUAUGGAAGCACUGUGCAGUGCGUACUCCAUUUUUGUCUGUUUUAUUGCCUUCAGUCAUUGGCUGAGACUGGUCAGCCUGCAUAUAUAUUAAAUUCAAUCCCAUUUUUUGCAUUUUUGGACACCAGUGUGGUAUCUCUGUUUCCCCCAAAAAUGAGCUUUUAAAGCAAAUUGAGGUACAAAAAAUUUUGCAAGAGUCUCCUAAUCUCCCUCUGGUAUGUUUUUGUAAUGAACUCAUGUCCUCAAACGAGACUGAAAAAUUCUGCUCUUCAGCAGAAAAAAAUGUCGACUUAGCUUUGUUUUCCAGUUUAUGACUUAAAUAAUCUUUAUGAGUCAGAUGUUGCUACUGGAUCACUAUAUGACACCACCAUGAUAUCUUCAAGGGCCUCAGACCAGGAAGCCAGGACACGGGAGCAACCUUUCCCUCCAUGUGUUUUGCGUCGUUGUGUAUUUGCAGUGUAAUGAACCAUUUCAGCAACUACAAACACAGUGAGAAGAGAAGCUGAUGGCUAAUUCAAGCAGUUUAAAAAACGGAGGGGAGAGGCUUCCUCAAAGACUGAACUGGGAAAAUAGAAAGUAAAUGAUGAUGGGUAAUGCAGUACAAAAUUCAGUGGCUGUUUUCACAUUUACCCUCUAAAAUGAUUUUCAGCCUAUAAAGUGCCUGGUUGGUUACCUGCCACAGUAGCUGCCCACUGUCCGUGUGAUUCCUCCUCUGCACCCUGGACAGUGUGCUGAUCUGAGACCAGUUUGCCUCUUAAACAGGAAGGGAAACAGCAGCCAAAUGGCUGGUGCGUUUGGUAUUGUUAUGCACUCUACCAUCCAUGUUGGCAGGCACCCCUGCUACUGUCUGGACGGUCUGUUCAGAACAUCAGUUUGGCUGGCUAAACAGUGAAAGUGGCUGGUCACUUCUGGAACCCACAAAUGACAGUGGAUGGUGGACAAAAAGGCUUGUUUCCAGCCCCAGGAGUGUCAGUGGAGUGAAUGUGACCAGGGGUACGACGCUGAGAUCAGCCUGCUCCGUCUCAGAGGCAUUACGCAUCUUGGACCUGAUCGAUGUUUUUCAAACUGCAUUUUUUGAGCAAAAAUAAAAGAGGAAAAAGGACGCUGUCAUUAAUCAAAGUCAACCAGUAACAACGUUCAUGACUUCACAGACUUUUCCAUCUUUUCCUCCAGGUUUACACACAAAGUGGCCUGACUACACAAUGAUAUUGCAGUAUCAUCCUCACUGUAGAUUGUAUGUAAGAUGUUUGUACUACAAAUGUGUGACUAUGAAUGAAAUAAAUGAAAUGGGAUUCGU